GUCUGUCCCACACAAUCUCUAUUUUUUGACAAUCUCUUGGACUUUUUAACUUUUGCAUGCUGACGACGGAUUGAGCUGAGUAUGGCCGCCGAUAGUUUACAACUUCUUGAGAAAUGUCCCCCUGAAAAACUUGAUACCCUUUUGUACCAAGUAAUUGAUGGGCUAUGCGGACAUUGUCAUCCUAGGUAUCAGGACUAUGGUAAAGUCUGGAACAUCCAGCUAUGGAACCAGGUCAUUGAAGCUUGCCAAAGAUGGAUCAAAGAUGCAGUGAAGAAUGGACUCACCAAAGAUAAGAUGGAGAAGUCCUUAGAUAACCUGCCAGCUGAGAUUCAGAGGAAGCUAUCUGAGAGUGUGACAGUCAGAAGAGAUGACAUCAGAGCCAGUCUAUUAGCAGAUACUGCUGCCAUCUCACAUUCUAAUCUCAAAGACUUUGACUGGAAACUCAAGCUUGCCCUCUCCAGUGACAAAAUUGCAUCCGUUCAUGAACCCCUGGUCACUAUGGACUUUGACAUUCUUAAAGGAGACAAAAAUAAGAUUGUCUCAUUAGAGAUGGACAGACAGGAACUCAGCAAACUUAUCUUAUCUUUAGAAACUGCAAAUAAGGCUGUGCUACAAUUAAAGACAUGAAGCUGAUCCUGCUUUCUUUUUGAUGUAAGUUUAGAAUUUUUCCAAAAUCUACUAUAUAUAAUAUCUAUUUUAUAUUCUCAUAUACAAUAAUGGAGAAUUAACUUGUUCUACAAGCAAACUUGAAUCCUUGAAAUGUAACAACUUCUUAACAAUUUUGGGGGUUGAACAAAGAAUUGACUAGAGUGGGAUUCGAACCAACGACCUCCGGAUUAAC
Molecule: messenger RNA, 841 nt
Organism: Asterias rubens (European starfish)
Lineage: Eukaryota; Metazoa; Echinodermata; Asteroidea; Forcipulatida; Asteriidae
Product: COMM domain-containing protein 8-like
Exons: 5
Coding region: 82-627 (181 amino acids)
Source: RefSeq, a predicted model, not a curated record